AUGGCUUCCAGAGCCCCAGCAGGUGCCCGCCCGGGUGCUAGGUUCGCGCAGUUUAAGCUCGUCUUGCUUGGAGAAUCUGCCGUCGGAAAGAGCUCGCUGGUGUUGAGAUUUGUUAAGGACCAAUUCGACGACUAUCGAGAAUCGACGAUCGGCGCUGCCUUCCUUACACAAACCAUCUCGCUGGACGAAAGCACGACCGUGAAGUUCGAGAUUUGGGAUACAGCUGGUCAAGAGAGAUAUAAGUCCCUGGCUCCUAUGUAUUAUCGCAAUGCGAACUGUGCCGUCGUUGUCUAUGAUAUCACCCAGGCCUCAUCUCUAGAUAAAGCCAAAUCAUGGGUCAAGGAACUACAACGCCAAGCAAACGAAAAUAUCGUUAUCGCUCUCGCAGGCAACAAACUCGAUCUCGUCACCGAGAACCCGGACAAGCGGGCAAUCCCCACGGCCGAUGCUGAGGCAUAUGCGCGUGAAGCCGGCCUGCUAUUUUUUGAGACCUCCGCCAAAACGUCUGAGAACGUGCGCGACCUCUUCACAGCGAUUGCAAAGAAACUCCCACUUGAUCAGGCCGGACCUCGGAACAUGCGAACAGCGCCCCGUCCUGGUGUAGACCUCCGGCCGGAAGCGCCGGGAACCCAAAGUGGUGGUGCUUGCAAUUGUUAG
Molecule: messenger RNA, 657 nt
Organism: Aspergillus puulaauensis
Lineage: Eukaryota; Fungi; Ascomycota; Eurotiomycetes; Eurotiales; Aspergillaceae
Gene: YPT52
Product: Rab family GTPase
Exons: 5
Coding region: 1-657 (218 amino acids)
Molecular function (GO): GTP binding; GTPase activity
Source: RefSeq, a predicted model, not a curated record